Molecule: messenger RNA, 2852 nt
Organism: Frieseomelitta varia
Lineage: Eukaryota; Metazoa; Arthropoda; Insecta; Hymenoptera; Apidae
Gene: Keap1
Product: kelch-like ECH-associated protein 1
Exons: 7
Coding region: 718-2577 (619 amino acids)
Molecular function (GO): protein binding
Source: RefSeq, a predicted model, not a curated record
AACUUGUAUUUGUUUCGUGCGCAGCUACUCGUGUGGUAACCAUAUACUUAGACAUUCUGGUUCACUUAUUACCUUAUUAUCGAGGCACGACCGAAUUGCUUGCAAUUACAGUGGCAUGUAAAUACAGACGUGUUCCGCUGUUUGUCUUCCAACAGUAAUUGUUUCUUUGCCUCACGUAUCCGCGGUUUUUGCCGCCCAAAUUCUUGCAAACAUGCAUAUGAAACACUGAUGUAUAUAUUACCAAGCAUGGGUGGUACGUAGAGUUUUCAUUCAGAAGCCGAUUUCGAGUAACAAAGAACAAUCCUUAUCAACGUCCUUAAGCAAUGUGUUAGAAUAAGCGUCGAGAACGUAUGGGAAAAUAGUGAGUACGCACGGAGAACCAGUAUCAAUGCUCAUCUUGGAUAACGGCGAACUUGUCAACGCACAGGAUUCUCUGAAAGCACGUGCAAAUGGUAAUUUUCACGGUUGACGUGAGCCGACAUCAACAUUACAUUUAUUAGUAUCUAGUGUCUAUUCAAUACCUAAGUGACAGUGAGCGAAUUCGAUGAAUUAAUUGGCGAUUCAGCUUUCCAAAUUAUGACUGUUCAGUUACAUCUCCUCUGCCCCUCUUAAUUUAUUUAUACAUCGGGGAAUUUAUCAGGAUUGCGAACUUUCUUCGUGAUUUGUUCAUAUUUUGUCUGUUUUGCCAACGGUUCCUCGAUAAUUUCAGUUAUUUUAAUGGAUGAGGAGGAUUGUUGUAUGAAAAAAGAAGCUCCUAGCAGCUUCCAAUCCAAGAAUGUUGGAUCUAGUUCUUCAUUUAUGAUCGAAGGUGAAGGUCUGGAUUCUCCAGAAAAACAUGGAGAUCUUGGUGACAUGACCUUUUACAUGGCAAAUUAUAUUAAAGACGCUAUGAAGAUGAUGUUCAUUAUGCGUAGUCAUCAUAUGCUUACCGAUGUUGUACUAGAAGUGGAAUCAGAGUUGUUCUAUGCACAUAAAAUUAUUUUAGCUGCAGCUAGUCCAUAUUUUAAGGCAAUGUUCACGGGGGGCUUGAAAGAAUCUGAAAUGUCUAGGGUAAAACUUCAAGGUGUUAGUCCAACAACAAUGGCACGUUUAAUGUAUUUUAUGUAUACUGGUCGUAUAAGAGUCACAGAGAUUACAGUGUGUUCCCUUUUAUCAGCUGCCACCAUGUUUCAGGUUAGUAAUGUCAUAGACGCGUGUUGUGUAUUCUUGGAAAGACAAUUAGAUCCCACAAAUGCUAUUGGAAUUGCUAAUUUUGCUGAACAACAUGGUUGUCAAACUUUGUGUCAGAAAGCGAAUCAAUUUAUUGUUCAACAUUUUAGUCAAAUAUGUCAGGAAGAAGAAUUCCUACAAUUAUCGGCAAUACAAUUGAUAGCACUAGUAAGAAAAGAUGAACUGAAUGUGCAGGAAGAGAGAGAGGUAUAUAAUGCAGUGUUAAAAUGGGUUAAAUAUAACGAAGAAGCCAGGGGACCCAAAAUGGAGCAUAUAUUGCAUGCAGUAAGAUGUCAAUAUCUUACUCCUAAUUUUCUUAGAGAACAGAUGAAGAAUUGUGACGUUUUGAAAAAAGUACCUGCAUGCAGAGAAUACCUUGCGCAGAUCUUCAAAGAUUUGACACUUCAUAAAAAGCCGGUGGUGAAAGAAAGAACACCCAAUACUCGAAGAGUGAUAUACAUAGCUGGUGGUUUCUUAAAACAUUCUUUAGACGUACUAGAGGGGUAUAACGUAGAUGAAAAAACUUGGACUCAACAUGCUAAACUAAUUGUGCCAAGAUCUGGUUUGGGUGGAGCAUUUUUAAAAGGGAUGUUUUAUGCUGUUGGUGGAAGGAAUAAUUCGCCAGAUAGCAGAUACGAUAGUGACUGGGUUGAUAGAUAUAAUCCAGUUACAGAUCAAUGGAGAGCUUGCAGCCCAAUGUCUGUCCCAAGGAAUAGAGUAGGAGUAGCUGUUAUGGAUGGAUUAUUAUACGCUGUUGGAGGUAGCGCAGGUGCAGAAUAUCACAAUAGCGUUGAAUGUUACGAUCCAGAUCACGAUUCUUGGAGUAACAUAAAACCAAUGCACAUUAAGAGACUGGGAGUUGGAGUAGCUGUAGUUAAUAGAUUACUUUAUGCCAUUGGUGGAUUUGAUGGGACAAACCGACUGAACUCCGUGGAGUGUUAUCAUCCCGAAAAUGAUGAGUGGACAAUGGUUUCAUCUAUGAAAUGUAGUCGAUCAGGAGCAGGAGUAGCCAAUCUUGGACAAUAUAUAUACGUGGUAGGAGGGUAUGAUGGAACAAGACAAUUAAACUCUGUUGAAAGAUAUGAUACGGAAAGAGACAUGUGGGAACAUGUCAGUAGUGUCACUAUUGCUCGUAGUGCGCUUAGUGUUACAGUACUAGAUGGAAAAUUGUAUGCGAUGGGAGGAUACGACGGUGAACAUUUUUUAAAUAUAGUUGAGAUUUACGAUCCUGCGAAAGACACCUGGGAACAGGGAGUACCAAUGACUUCAGGAAGAUCGGGUCAUGCAAGUGCGGUAUCCUACCACCAAUGUCCCAUUCAUUGCGAUCAUUUGGACCAUAAUAUGUCUCUAGAAAAGCCACCGUCGUGAUACAUGUAAUUGUCGGGCGUUAAACUUAGAUAUUAAUAAGAAAUUCUUAAUCUGAGGGCAUGAAUAAAAGAAGCAAAGGAGAAAUAAUGGAAAUGGUUGUUCAAGCAGUGAAUAAGUGACAGACCGAUAAUUAUUUUUGAGUUGUGGUUUAAAUUCAGUUCUGGAGAUUGAACUUCAUUAACAUUCUAUAAUUUUAUUGUGGACGAUAUACGAUUAAUAUACGAUAUGUAUGUGCUUUUAUAAAGUAAUAGGAAUAUAUACAAUGUUAUACAUAU